AUGAAAUCACAUGACUUAAGAGGAAGAAACCAAAAAUAAGCAUGUGAAACAAUUAAGGACACAUACUCUGGUCCGUGAACAUAUUCAUUGCAAUUCUUUGUUUCUUAGUAAGACACGCACACUCACACAUGGGAACAAAAGAAUCUGUCUUCUUCUCUGUUCUAUUAUUUAUACUUACUUGGUAAAAUAUCUUUCUUGUGCAGAACAGAAGAAAAAGAAACACCCAUGGCUCUGUUUUCUAGCGUCUCAGUUUCCGCGUUUCUCUUGAUCGUUGUAUCGGUUCAAUGGACUCUGGUUUGCAGUGAAUCCACAAUCUUAGCUUCUCCUGCUGUUUUACCGUAUAUCAAUGCACCAGAUAUGUCUUCAUUUUUCCCUUCUCCGACCAAAGACUGGCCAAUAGAGACAGCGACAUCUCCUGUUCCAGAACCAGAAGCGCCUGGUCCAAGCUCAGGCCAGCUUAAUGGGAAGAUUUCAGGCAGAUCAAUGCGGCUCCAUCCUGAUAUUUCCUUGGUUCUAGCCAUUGUUGGGAUCUGUACCUUUCUAUGUUUUAAUGAACCAAUACUUGUUAGGUUUCUACACUAUUGAUGUUGUAAUCUUUUGUGGUUCGCUUUUAGAGCCUCAUUGUUCCUUCUUGGAGUCUGUUUUACUCUUCAUCACAUGAACUUCAACAUAUACUACGUUGUUACUGUUAUUCUUAUGUGUAUGAAUAUUUUGUUCAUAUAAAAUACAAGUGUGCAACCAUGACUAAUUUAGAGAAAACGAUUAUAGUCGUUAGG
This is a messenger RNA of Arabidopsis thaliana (thale cress), 776 nucleotides long. RefSeq lists its product as uncharacterized. The record is from RefSeq and is marked reviewed. Lineage: Eukaryota; Viridiplantae; Streptophyta; Magnoliopsida; Brassicales; Brassicaceae. The transcript has a single exon. Bases 226 to 585 code for a protein of 119 amino acids.